This is a messenger RNA of Tripterygium wilfordii, 711 nucleotides long. Its product is annotated as protein VAPYRIN-like. The record is from RefSeq and is a predicted model, not a curated record. The coding region runs from base 1 to 711 and encodes 236 amino acids. The transcript has a single exon. NCBI's taxonomy places the organism in Eukaryota, Viridiplantae, Streptophyta, Magnoliopsida, Celastrales, Celastraceae. Gene Ontology annotation, molecular function: protein binding.
AUGUAUAAAUUCAUGUUUUUCCCCGCAAUAACUAAAUCCAUAUGGGCAUUGCUGCUCGUUACCACCUCUGUCGUAGCAUACCCUAAUCUCCUCCUGAAUCUUUGUUGCAAACAAUUCAUAUGGGGGCGCGAUUGUACGCGCAUCCUGUUAGCAAGUGGAGCAAGAACUGAUAUACCAAACACUGUAGAUGGUGACACUCCCUGCUUGCACAUUGCAGCUAGUUUAGGUGAUGAACAAAUGGUGAAGCUGUUAAUAACAAAAGGUGCCAACAAAGACUUCCGCAACAAAGCUGGGAAAACUGCCUACGAUUUGGCAGCAGAAAAUGGUCAUUCGCGCCUUUUUGAAGCGCUAAAACUAGGAGACAGCUUCUGCGUCGCUGCAAGAAAAGGUGAGGUGAGGACAAUACAUAAACUGCUCGAGAGUGGCGCGGCUAUAAAUGGGCGAGACCAGCAUGGUUGGACUGCCCUACAUAGGGCGGCUUUCAAAGGUCAUGUAGACGCUGUGCGGGCAUUGCUAGAGAAGGGUAUUGAUGUCGAUGCCAAGGACGAGGAUGGAUACACUGCACUACAUUGUGCGGUAGAGUCCGGUCACGCGGACGUGAUCCAGUUGUUGGUGAAAAAAGGUGCUGAUGUUGAGGCGAGGACUAAUAAGCGAGCUACUGCAUUACAAAUCGCGGAGUCUUGCACGAUGUUGGGAUUGCGCGAGUACUAA